AAACCAAUGCAGUACGCACCAGACCGGCACGCAAGCAACAUGGAGUCUUGUUGUCUCUACCCAAUCGCUCUCACACUCUUCUUCAUCCUCUUACUCUACAAAUACCUGACCAGGAACCAUGGCUACUGGAAAGCGCGAGGCAUUCCGGAGGCCAAAGGAGCUGUUAUCGGAGUGGGUCACGUGCUGGACCAAGUCCUACUACGAAAAAACAUGGGAAUGAUGACGGACGUCUUCUACAAGGCUCAUCCCCACGACAGCAUGGUGGGAAUCUACGUAGCUCAGACUCCCGUUCUCGUAGUGAGACACCCAGACCUGGUGAAAUUUGUCCUCAGCAGUGGAUUCACCUACUUCAGCGACAACAUAACCCUCGACAAGAAGACCGAUCCUCUCCUCUUCCACGAUCCGUUCUUUCAAAAUGGACAGGGUUGGAAGGACGCCCGGGGAGUAUUCGUCAGUGCAUUUUCAUCAAAGAAAUUGAAGGACAGAAUCCCCGCGAUCAGUGCUACGUGUGAAAAAUUGGUGAAUUACCUGAGAGAAAAGUGCGGGAAAACCGGAUCUGUCGAACUCGAGAUAAAAGACUUAUUUGAGAAAUACACCUUAGAUGUAGGGGCUAAUUCCAUUCUCAGUAUCGAUGGACACACGUUUGUUGAUAAAGUUGAGACCCACUCCCUUCGCAGCAUGAUGCACAGCAUGUUCAAAAUAACGGAUAGCAUAGGGUACGCGCAAAACUUGAUCAUACUGCUGCCAGCAUUGGGAAAGCUGUUGUCUACUGGCUUUGCGCCGAAGUGGGUGAAUGUUGGCUUCAAGAGGAUGGUUGAGGACAUCAAAUCGAUGAGGGGUAGUGAUAAAACGGCGAGGAACGAUGUUCUUCAGCAUAUUGCUGAUUAUCUGAGGGAGAAGGGCUUGGACAGUGACGAGUUAGCUGCUCAUGCCUUCAGUUUUAUCGUCGAACAGUACGAGACGUCGAGCUCGACGCUGGGCCUCAUGGCUUACUUUGCGGCGAAGUAUCCAAAGGUCCAAGAGAAGAUGAGGGAGGAAGUUGAGGAGGUCCUGAAGAAGCACGGCAACAUCUGCUCCUAUGAAGCAAUAAACGACAUGACGUACAUCGAACAAGUUGCGAAGGAGUCUUUGAGGCUGUUCACACCUGUUGGACGAAUGUCGAGACUUUGUUCGAAGCAGGUGACUCUGGAGGGGCCCGAUGGCCUCACCUGCACCUUGAGACCAGGGGACGAGGUCCACAUUCCUGUGGCGAGUCUUCACAUGGAUCCGCAGUACUGGGAGAAUCCGGAGGAAUUCCUACCGGAGAGAUUCGAUAAAGAUUGCGAGGAGCAGAGGCACAAGUUUGUGUAUUUGGCCUUUGGUGAGGGACCUCGUAUGUGUCCUGGCAUGAGGAUGGGCUUACUCCAGGUCAAAGCUGGGAUGGCUGCUAUUCUGAAGAAUUACGUCAUUGAAAGGUCGGAGAGAAUGAAUGAACCGGCUCGGCUCGACCCCAGAUACUUCCUGGUGUCAAUUAACGGCGGCAUCUGGGUGCGUUUGAGGUCGCGCACUUGAUUUUAUUGGGUAUAAAGUGGCUUCGUUAGGUUUAAAUUAGUUUGUUUCAACUGAUCUAGGAAUUAUUGUCAAUGAAUAAAUCUAAUUUUUCUCUGAA
This is a messenger RNA of Diachasma alloeum, 1648 nucleotides long. RefSeq names its product probable cytochrome P450 28d1. The record is from RefSeq and is a predicted model, not a curated record. The transcript has a single exon. Gene Ontology annotation, molecular function: oxidoreductase activity, acting on paired donors, with incorporation or reduction of molecular oxygen; iron ion binding; heme binding. NCBI's taxonomy places the organism in Eukaryota, Metazoa, Arthropoda, Insecta, Hymenoptera, Braconidae. The coding region runs from base 7 to 1551 and encodes 514 amino acids.